CACAGCCUCCUCCUCCCCUCCGCUCCGGUCCGGCGGUGUACCAAGCUUUCAACUGCACUUCGUGGCCCCCUAUGCCCAGCCCAAAACCCAGCCAGCCUGUCCAACGGCGACCGAACCUCUCGAGAGUCGACACACACCGCACCGCCCACCACCACCCACAUAUACACACACCCAGACGCGCGUUCUACGACUUCCUCCUCGCCAACCCCUUCCUCCCCUCUCCACAGAGCGCCAACAAGAUCUGAAGAGGAGAGGAGAGGAGGCCAUUGGUAGCUAGCUCCGCACCAUCUCUCCUUCCUUCCUUCUCGCUUGGUCGCCAUGGCCACCAUCCUGGAGAACAUCCAGAAGGCGAGGUUCCUGCCGACGAGGCCGCUGAGGGACGACCUGCCCACCUUCCAGGGCGGGGGCGGCAAGGAGGAGGAGAGCCACCUCAUGGGCCUGCGGAAGCGCCUCUCCAGCUUCUCCGGCAAGAUCCAGCCCAUCUCCUCCGCGUCCGCCGAGUGGGCGAUCCGCCGCACCCGCUCCGCGCCGUCGCUCGCCGCCGAGUUCGCCGCCGGCCCGCUCAAGCGCUGGUGGGACUGGGGCGUCGGCUGGCUGCUCUCCAGGAAGCUCGCCGACGACCUCGAGAUGAACGAGGAGGAGGCCGCCGCGCUCGGCCGCCAAAGCCGGGGCACCUGGGCCCACGCCCUCUACAAGCUGCGCUCCUCGGUCCGCCGCCUCGUCGCGUCCGACCACUCGCUUCCCACCACGCACCGCCGCAAGGGCGCCUCCUCGCUGCCCGCCGCGUCCUCCGCGCACCACCACUGCAAGCCGGCCGCGCCGCAGUUCGCCUACACCCAGAGCUUCCAGCAGUACGGCCAGGCAAUGGCGCAUUAAGGAGCACGUUCUUCGGCUGGAGCAGGACUAGGAUCUGGCGGUGGUGUCCGCGAGAUCCAGAUAGAUACUACGACGGGAAGAGGGAGGGGAGGUUCGGGGUCUCAGGUGAGUGAGAUCCAUGGCGAAGAUGCAACGCAGACAUAUCUGGGGAUUUUUAGAGUCGUUAGCUUACCGUGCUGCUUUCUUUUUCUUUCUUGUGGGUAGAUCUGAUGAUGUUUCUACGUAUAGAUACCGAUUGUAUGCUGCUGGUUCUUUCCAUUCUUUUUGGGUUCGUGGGUGCCAUGUAAAUGUUGGUCGAUUCCUUAUGUUUUUGCCUCCUGCGGUAAAUAAAAAGCUAAUGCAGAUUCGUGAUCGUA
Molecule: messenger RNA, 1232 nt
Organism: Hordeum vulgare subsp. vulgare (domesticated barley)
Lineage: Eukaryota; Viridiplantae; Streptophyta; Magnoliopsida; Poales; Poaceae
Exons: 1
Coding region: 319-876 (185 amino acids)
Source: RefSeq, a predicted model, not a curated record